AGAUAUUUUGUUAUUCAGAAUUUCGGUCUACUGAAACAAAACCGAACCAGAAUGUAAACCGAUAAAACCAACGCGCUAACCGGAUGUCCAUCAACUAUGUGAUCGUAUUAUCGUACUGAGAGUUAAUCGGGAAAUCUUGACGGCGGCGGAGUGAACACUCGUAAAUGCAUGGGCAAGGCUUCUCUGGCUCAGCUCUGCGCUCUUCGUCGACUGUCAACCAUCUCAGCUCGAGAUCGUUCUACGAAUGAGAUAGCCACCUUGUGUUCAGAGGGAAAUCUUCGAGAAGCCUUUCAGAGAUUCCGACAAGAAAUCUGGAACGACCCUUCUCUGUUCACCCACUUCAUCCAAUCAUGCGCCAGGAAAGCCUCUGUUCGGUAUGGGAAGCAGCUUCAUUGCCUCGUCCUUGUCUCCGGUUUCUCCUCCGACAAGUUCAUCUGCAACCACCUCAUGAAUAUGUAUUCCAAGCAUGGGGAUCUACCUUCGGUUGUCACGUUGUAUGGUUUCAUGCCCAAGAGGAAUGUUAUGUCUUGUAACAUAUUGAUCAAUGGGUAUCUGCGUGCCGAGGAUUUGAAUGGCGCCCGGAAGGUGUUUGAUGAAAUGGCCGAGAGGAAUCUCGAGACGUGGAAUGCUAUGAUCAAGGGCUUGAUCCAUCUUGAAUACAACGAAGAGGGUUUAGCUUUGUUUAGGGAAAUGCACGAGCUGGGGUUUUCACCGGAUGUAUACACUCUUGGUAGUGUUUUUAGGGGAUUGGCUGGUUUAAGAUCAGCAACGACAGGGCAGCAGGUUCAUAGUUACGCAAUCAAAUGCGGGCUUGACUUCGAUACGAUCGUUAGCAGUUCAAUCGCUCAUAUGUACAUGAGAAGUGGAAGGCUGCAAGAUGGUGAAAAGGUCAUUAAGUCUAUGCCGAUAUUGAAUGUGGUUGCUUGGAAUACACUCAUCGGAGGAAACUCUCAAAAUGGAUGCCCUGAGACCGUCUUGUAUCUGUAUAAGAUGAUGAAAAACUCGGGUUGUAGGCCCGACCAGAUCACUUCCGUGAGUGUGCUCAGCUCUUGUUCUGAUUUGGCAAUACUAGGGCUCGGUAAGCAGAUUCAUGCUGAAGCCAUCAAGAUUGGGGCGAAUUCUGUCGUUGGCGUAGUCAGUUCAUUAAUAAGUAUGUAUGCAAGAUGUGGAUGCCUUGAUGAUUCCGUUAAAGCUUUCUCAGAAUGUGACAAUGGAGAUGAUAUCUCGUGGAGCUCGAUGAUGUCUGCUUAUGGGUUUCAUGGGAAAGGAGAGGAUGCGAUCAAGCUGUUUAGAAUUAUGGAGGAUAGAAGAGAUUUGAAAGUAAACGAGGUCGCGUUUCUGAACGUACUCUCUGCUUGUAGUCAUUCUGGAUUGAAAGAUGAAGGGCUUGAGUUGUUCGACUCGAUGGUGAAAACAUACGGAUUGAAUCCUAAUAUAAGGCACUAUACAUGCGUGGUGGACUUGCUGAGUCGGUCAGGCGAUUUGGACAAGGCCGAGGAUAUGAUUAGGUCUAUGCCCGUAGAACCAGACACCGUCAUCUGGAAGACAUUGCUAUCGGCUUGCAAAACACACAAAAACACAGAGAUGGCGAAGAGGGUAGCCAAAGAAAUUCUCCGGCUUGACCCUCACGACUCGGCCUGUUAUGUUCUAAUGGGAAACAUUCACGCGGCAGCCGAGAGGUGGGACGAUGUCUCUGAGGAGAGGAAAGCUAUUAGAGACAGGAACAUGAAGAAAGAACCAGGACUAAGCUGGUUUGAACACAAGGGUGAAGUUCAUCAGUUUCGAAAGGGCGAUCUUUCUCAUCCUCGGUCGGAAGAGGUCUAUCUAUUCCUGAGAUUGCUUGCUUUUGAGUUGAGGUUGAAGGGUUAUGUUCCGGAUACAGCAUCCGUUUUGCAUGAAAUUGAUAUUGUUCCAAGUUUGUCUACUUGAUACAUUUCCCAUUGCAGAGCUGUGACGUUUUCCGAACUUAUUUGCAUUGUUUUCCUACACCUUUUUUUUCUUACAAAAAACAAGUUAUGUCCAAACAUGUUUGUAGGGGUGAUUUAUUGAGAUACCCGAUUUCA
This is a messenger RNA of Tarenaya hassleriana, 2063 nucleotides long. Its product is annotated as pentatricopeptide repeat-containing protein At2g41080. The record is from RefSeq and is a predicted model, not a curated record. The transcript has a single exon. Gene Ontology annotation, molecular function: protein binding; RNA binding. Lineage: Eukaryota; Viridiplantae; Streptophyta; Magnoliopsida; Brassicales; Cleomaceae. Bases 169 to 1929 code for a protein of 586 amino acids. Gene Ontology annotation, biological process: RNA modification.